Molecule: messenger RNA, 1794 nt
Organism: Plasmodium berghei ANKA
Lineage: Eukaryota; Apicomplexa; Aconoidasida; Haemosporida; Plasmodiidae
Product: conserved protein, unknown function
Exons: 3
Coding region: 1-1794 (597 amino acids)
Source: RefSeq, a predicted model, not a curated record
AUGGGAAAUAAAAUAUCUGAUAAUAAGCAAAGGCAAUUAAUUUUAUAUAAGGAUAUUAAGAAUAGAAUAAAAAUAAAAAAUAAUAUUGGAAUAAAAGAUAAUAUAUAUAUUUCUAAAUUAACAGAAAACGAUUUAUUGCAUUUAAACAAUGAUAUUUUCGAAUCCUAUAACAUAGCUCAUUUAAAGGAGCAAACUAGUGAAAAAAAUAAAAUAAUAAACAAAAAAGACGAAACAGUAGAAACAUCUGUUAAAAUUAAUUUUAUUAAAAAAAAAAAAGGACAAAUAUCAAAUAGCAAGCAUAAUGAAGACAAUAUUUAUGAUAAAAAUGAAAAAAGGGAAUUCGAACUAGAUUAUAGUGGUUUUUAUAGUGUAGAGAAAUUAAUAGAUAAUGAUGACAUUGAUUAUGUAAAUUUUAUUAAAAAAAAAAAAAAAAACCCAUUAUUAUUUGAGAAUCGAGGAAAACAAAAUGGGGAAAAAAAUAACAAUUUUAAAUAUAAAGAAAGGAAAAAAAAUACAUUAUUAAAAAAAAAAAAGACAGAUUAUAAUAAAAGUUGUAUUGAAACAGAUAAUUUGAUACUAAAUAAUACAACAGGGAAUAGUGAAGAUAAAACUAAUUUAAAUAAAACACAAACUAAUGAAAUAUAUGAAAAUUGUAAUAAAAAAACAGAAUUAAAACAUGUAAAAAUUAACAUGAACAAGCAAGGUAAAAAUGACUUUUCAUUAUAUAAGUUCGAAAAUUAUAAUAUAAUUGAAAAAAAAAAAAACACUAUUAAUUAUAUAAAAUGUGAAAUUAAUAAAGAUGAUACUACUAGUGAAAGUGCAUGUAUAAAAGAAAAUAACAAAUUAAAUUCUAAAUUUUUAAAUAUACUUAAGGAAAAAAAAAUAUUGCAAAAUAUAUUAUCAUUUUUAGCUUGUAAUGAUUUACUUGAAUUUCAAAGAACAUGUUCAAUUAUUUAUAUAUGUGUUAGCGAUUAUUUAGAUUAUAUAUGUUUAAAUAUAUAUUCCAAAUUUAAAAAAGAGUAUACCCCUUAUUUCAAACCAGUCAAUUUUUUUUACAAAUAUGAAUAUUUAUAUACGGACAAACCCUCUUUCCGUCUCGAUUGCAUAUUAAUUGCAAAGGUCGAAAAAAGAUGUACAGGAUAUAACAACAGAUUUGGAUACAAACAUAAAUAUAUAUAUGAUAAAAAAAAAGGAACAUAUUGUAUAUAUUUUAAUUUUAAUGUUUUAAAAAGCAACUCAUCAAAAACAAUUGAAAUACAUAAAGAUAUAUCAUAUAAUAAUGGAGAUGAUAUAAAUAUUUCACACAUAAUUAAUAAAGAUGCAUGUCCAAAUGAUUAUAUUUGCAUACCUAUAAAUUUAUAUAAUUUUUUAGGAAUUGUUAAUUAUAACUCUAUUUAUUUUUUUCCAAAUAAGUUAAGUAAACAUUUAACAUAUAAUAAUCAAUUUGAUGAUCAAUUAUGGUAUAAUUCAAAUGAAUAUAAUUCUUUAAUAAAAGAUAAAAAUGCAAUACCUUCUGAAUCUUUUCUUCCUUAUCUAAAACAUGUACAAACAACUUAUUCGGGAAUGGAUAUAACAAUUAUGAAAUCUACAUACAAAGCUGUUGAACCGGGAAAACUGGGGAAGCGUAGCUACCUUUUAUGGGGAAACUAUUUUAUAAUUAAAAAUAAAUAUGACCCAAUUUACAUUUUUUUAAAAAGAGAAGGAUUGCAGCAUGAUUAUUUAUAUCAUAAUUUUUAUUUAAGAGUUGGCGAUCAUAUUGUUUUUUAUUUAAUUAAAGGAGGAAAUAAUAUUUAA